AUGACUUGUAGAAAACGAGUGAUGGCUCACCAAUUACUUUAUUUUCUUUCGAUUUUGGCUACUGUGCCUUACAUAUAUGAGUGUGUUACUGGUAGACGUCUAGGAAAAUUUAUCUCACAUUACGAACCUCUUUACUAUGACCCGAGCUCCCUGCACAACGUUCAUCGGCGAGCAGUUGAAAGCCACAGCGAUGGGAAAUUCGCGUUUUCCGCCUUCGGAAAGUUUCAUCGGCUCAAGUUACGACCAGACCGAGACAUCUUCACAGGCGAUGCCAAAUUCCUUACCGGAGAUGGCAAAUCGAUUCCUUUCGAUCGCGAUGCUGUCGUGAGGGGACAUGUUGAGGGAAUUCCAGGCUCUGAUGUUUACGGUGUUAUUGACAAACAAGAUGGAUUCCACGGGAAAAUAUUGAGUGGAACGGAGAGUUAUUACGUUGAUCCAUCUUCGUGGUACUUUGAUGAGAAGCAAGAUUUUCCAUCAGUGAUCUACAAGGACAGAGAUCUGGAAUAUCACCAUGACUUUUCUGACAUCAAGGAAAAAGUUCCCUCGAUUCAGGUGCCAGCAGAACGAGCUCGUCGCUCACUUUCCACUCAAGGCAAAAAUCGCGUUCGCAGGCAAACUGAAGAUUACCGGAAAAACGUUUGCACACUUGGACUUUACGCCGAUAAUUUUUUCACUGAAUUGUUCGGUGGGAAAACAAAAGCCAUCUUUCAACUUGUGAAGCAAGUGCAAGCGGCCCAGAUCAUCUACAUGAGCGAGUUUAACACCACCGAUUAUUACAGUCCAUACGGAAUAACGUUCCGCGUGAAAACCGUUGUUGCAUUCGAUAAAGGGCUUACCGAUAAAGGUAAUACACUUCCCGAUAAACUUCCAGCCCAAGUUAAGGACAAGAACGUGGGAAUAGACACUUUGUUGGACUAUUUCUCGACCAUGAAUCACGAAUCGGUUUGCGAAGCGUUUCUGUUCACCGAUCGUGAUUUUGAGGGUGGCAUUUUGGGUCUUGCGUGGAUAGGUGAUGGUGAGGGCAACGCGGCUGGAGGAAUUUGCGAUAAAUAUAAUGAUUAUAAUAAUGGAAAGGUACGAAGCUAUAACACCGGGGUUGUGACAAUGAAGCUUUACGGACGAUUUACACCUCCGAGGAUAUCAGAAAUAACAUUUGCUCAUGAACUCGGUCAUGGAUUUGGCUCCGAGGUAAGCUUUAGGGUUUUUUUAGUCUUUUCCCACGAGAAGAAUUUAAAUGCAAAAUGUCAGUUAUUCAGUAGAGAGAAGAAAUCAUGGGAGGUCAAAACAUUUUAAAAAUUGUGUUGUUAAUUUAGGGAUUAGUGACCUUAUAUACAAUAAUUGCUAAUUGUUUACAUUUUACUAAAUUAAACAUUUAAACAGUUAACGGUUGUAUUAAAAUACCAACUCAGUCUGCAUCCAUGUUGAGCAUUUUUACUGCCUAAGCCGCUAUUGCCAAUUAAGAAUCUUCCUCUUUCAUGGACAUCUGUGGUUAGUCGCCUUAAAAGAAAAUUCAGUGACUACUAAAGCCGACCACAGCUAUAUGUUAUCGCAUAAAAGGGUGUAAAGUUCCUCAGUCCCUUAUUAAGGAUUUAUUUAGUAAGCCCCUAUUAAUGGUGUAAUUCAGAAGAGGGGGGCAAGAGGGGGUCUCAUCAUGAAUUUUGCAUUUCACGAGUCACAAAAUAAAUAUUUACAUUUUCAUGCUUCUCAAAAACAGAGGUCAUACAAAAUGUCAAAAACGUUACGUUAUCCCCAUUUUGUAAAACAGAGUGCUUCAAUUAAGUUAACUAGAGUUUAACAAACCUUAUGAAACAAGACGCUAUGUCAGCGUGAAUGCGGGGGAAUAGUAAGAAAUUAUAUUUUUCCGGAUACCCUUCCAUAAAAAUACCCUUACUUUUCUCCUUAUGAGUAACAGACAUCUUAACGUCUUCACCAGAAGUCUGCUAGUACGAGAGGUCAUCUCCGCCAAUAUCCUGUUUCAAAUUCUGUUAUGAAGAACCUGUAUGCUAUUUCUUUUCAUCAAACUCCAUGUUUCGAUCAUAAUUUCUGUCAUAAAUAAAUUGCACAUGACGAGAUCUCAGUUCCACUUCCUAUAUCCUUAACAUCGCGCUCUGCCAAAGUAAAAACACUGUGCAGCUAUAAAUUCCCUAGGGAAGCCAGCUGUAGAUGGGUCUGAGCGUACUGAACUGUGAAGUUACAUAAAAAGACUGAAAAGUGAAGUUAAAUCAAAGCACCAGAUGCUAGUUAAGGUCAUUUGGCCAAAUUAAUGAUUUCUUUUCUUCAAUUUACUGUAUCUUCCUUGUACGUGUAAACCAUCAAGGAUUUUGUACCUACCACGUACUAACCUGAAAAUCAUUUCAGUUUACUAGUCCCCCCCCCCCCCCCCCUUCCCCCCCCCAAUUUUUUUUUUGCCCAGGUUUGAUUCCAGUUUUUCUUUAGUUUGGUUUCUCCAAAAAAAAUUCAAUUUCCCUUCUGGCAAGUUAAGAAAAAAUUAUUAGGGUGGCUAAAAAAAAAAAAAACCGGCCCCACAAUUUUAAUAAAGGCUUGAAGAACAAACUUUUUUUACCCCUGGUAACACCCGAUUGUUUGUUAAGUGCAUUUGGCCAAAUUAAUUUUUUUUUUUUUUUAUUUUUCUUUUUUUUCCUUUUAGUUGUAAACCAUAAAGGUUUUUUUUCCCCCCCCUAUUUAACCUAAAAAUCUUUUCAGUUUUUUAUCCCCCCCCCCCCCCCGCCUUCCCCACCCCAAUUUUUUUGAUGACCAGGAUUGAUUACAGUUCUUCUGUAGUUUGGAUUCUCCAAUAAAAAUUCACUUUCCCAUCUGGCAAGUUAAGAACAGAUUAUUGAGUAGGCUAACAACAAAAUACACCGGUCCCAUAUAUAUCAUGCAGGCUUUAGGACACAACUUUUUUGCACACUGGAGAUUUUAAUAGACUCUCAUCAAAUUGUUAAUGAUAUUGAUUUUUUAGCAUGAUCCUGCAACGCAACAGUGUGCCCCAGGAGAUCCUAAGGGGAAUUAUAUCAUGUUUGACAAAGCAACAUCAGGAAUCCUUGAAAACAAUGACAGGUUUUCAAGUUGUAGUAAAGACAGUAUCAAAAAAAAUAUUGACCGAAAACGCUCACAACGACCAGAUUGCUUCACAAGUGCAGAUCAGUCAAUAUGUGGAAACAAAAUAGUGGAGAAGGGCGAGCAGUGUGACUGUGGAGAUAAAACUACAUGUCAGGAGGACUGUUGUAUUGCUGCUGGAGAAGCCAAUGAAUGCACACUUCCAGUACGAUAUCUGUGUAGUCCAAGCCAAGGUAUGUAUCAUGCAGUCACAGUGUUCAUUCUAGAGCACAGUUUUGCGCCAUUUGCUCAUUUUUACAACUACACUGACGCACAAAAACAAUUAUUGUUUUUCUGCGUCAGUGUGGCAUUUUUUUUUUUGAAGCAAUGAUUUUUGUAAAAUACUAAAAAUGAAAACAAAAUUUCAUCGCAAGGAGCCUGGGAUGAUCUAGACUUAUUACUUUGUGAUAUCAGUCAAUUGUCAUGCUUUCAACAUGACGACAAAAUUGAAACAGAGCAGAUUGUGCUUCAUGAUUAAUAAUUCAACAUCUUCUUCGAAUGAUGUUGAUGAUGGACAAGCUGAUCUGAUGAGCCAGCAAAUAUUCUGGAAGCCACAGAGAGUGAUAAAGAGUUAGAGAAAGAACAACAAGAAUGAAGCGAAUUGGGCAAACCAAGAUCAAAGAAGGCAAGAGCCAAACCUUGAGCUGAAACAGUCGCUGACUGGCAAAUAAAACAGGCUUUAUGAACAAGGAGGAAAAAUGUUCUGCAGAACCUGCUUAAAGCACAGCAAAAAGAAUUCUAUGAGUGAGAAAGCCAGCAAUUUCAGAGCAUCAACAUUUAAAUAGGCAUGCUGAAAGCAGAGAUCACAAAAAGGCAAUCACCGACGAAGUACAAAGCAAAAACCUGGCACACAGCAUGGCGGACAGGCUGUUAUCCAAGGGGAGAAGGCUGCAACUGUCGUUCUGAAAGCUAUCUUUUAGAAAGCCUGCAAUAAAAAUGGUGUUAAAGUAAUGUUGAUUCCAAGUCGUCCAUGAAUUUUACAAAAUGUCCCCUCCCUGCAAUAGUCCGAUGUCCCCACUUUUUUAAAGCAAGGGGACACCGGCCCCACUUUGGACAAUUUCUAGAAUGAACACUGCAGUCAUACAAGUAAAUUAGCUAGCCCUCAUGCUCCUAGCAUGGGUCUUGUACCUGCAGGUCAAAAACUCACUUAUCAGCUUUCUCUGGAGACCAUCAUUGCCUGGCCAAAAGUCUUGGCUUUUGACUGACAAACUUAACACAUAUCAAGUGCAAUAUCCAUUGACUUUUUUCUUCUUUAUAUCAAUUUCUGGCUAGUUCUUGCUGCUGUUGAUAAGCACCAAGACUUUACCAAUAGUGAUCAGAGCCUGAGUGUUUAGAAAAUAAUUUAACUUAAUUACCCUUUGAAGUCAGUUUGACUCAUUCAUUUUUUUAAAAAGUGGGGUUAUAGAUGAUAAGGCAAAUUAGGUGCAAUGUACUUGAUUAGCUCCUAUUCAGGAAUGAAGGGCAACUUCAUUGAAAGAUAAACAGCAGGGGUUCAUGUACUUGACUAGAGAGAAUCGGAUUGGUGUCUGUUGUUGUGUUCAUAUGCAGUCAACUAAAACUAUAUAUGUGUAUUUAAAAUAUCAAUCUAACUUGAAGCAACAAGCAAAUUCAAGACUUACAAAUUUUUUGUUCCUUAGUGUUAGCCUACUUUUUAUAUGAUGGUGGAAUGACACUUCAAAAAUAUUGUUACAUAACAAGUCUUUCUUUUAAAUUUACAAGUUAUGUGACCUUUUGUUCUGGCAUCGCCAAGUUGAGGUGUUUAUGCUAUGAAUAUGAUCUUCAAAAAGUGAGCAAAAUCACUGAAGUAUUAGUACAAUUUGCUUUUAAGCUCAGUGCAUCAUGCAUGCUGUUAAAGUAACAAUAUGGGUUUCAAAGUGAAGUAUUAAUUUUCUGUUAAAAUUCAGGACCUUGUUGUACGAGUGAUUGCAAAUAUGCAGGUCCAUCUGUCAUCUGUUCCAAAGCAACAGACUGUACCAAGAACCAAACAUGCAGUGGAUUGUCAGUUACCUGUGACACCCCAGAGCCACUGGUUAAUAAAACACUUUGUGACCAGGGUCGUCGUGUUUGCUAUUCCGGACAGUGUUCAACUUCAGUUUGUGAAUUGUAUGACAUGGAAGAGUGUUCUUGUACAGUUGAAGAGGAACUUUGUGAUUUGUGUUGCAAACAGAACGGUGCAUGCACUCCAGCAUCUCGCUUAGCUCAGGUACACUGUAAUGAUACAAUAAAGUAAAGUCAAACCCUUUAAUAUGGACACUGAGGGGGUCACAGAAAGUGUCCAUAUUAACGGGCCGUCCAUGUUAAGUGGGUUGAAAUUAGGGGAAUGUAAAAGUUUCCAUGCAAGGAAAAAGCAAACUGUUUGUAAUAAUGAGAUCUUUACUGUCUAGAGGCGUGGGUCAAGUAAGUUCAAAUCUUUUGCAUUUGUUGCCAGUAACUGUUUUGAUAAGUACAUAGGUACACGCACUGCAUAACAUUAUUACUACGGUACUGCGCAUACAUCAGGGGCGGAUCUAGGGGGAGAGUGCAGGGGCUGCGCACCCUCCCCCCCCCCCCCCCCCCCCGAGACCAGGGGCGGUUUACAUCAAACUGCGCUUCCAGAAAAAAAAAAAAAAAUGCUUGUUUAUUUAUUUGACAUACAAAAGAACGUGAACCACCCACUCCAUAACAAACAAACAAUCUGGGUUAAGUAAGUUCAAAUUUUUUUCAAUUGUUGCCCGUAAAUGUUUUGAUAAGUACAUAGGUACACGCACUGUAUAACAUUAUUUCUACGGGACUGCGCAUACGUAGGGGGGGGGUCAAAGGGGGGAGGGGAGGGGGGUCGCCCCCCCCCCCCCCCCGAGAUGACCUGUGGUUUUCUAAUACAACUGGUAUUCUGCAAAAAGAAAAAACUAUGUAGUUUAUUGGUGUUGAACUAGAGCAAGAGACGAUUGCACCCCUUCCUAAAAAAAAUCCUGGAUCCGCCCCUGUACAUUAUAGUGAAUAUACUUGACUCCCGUCAAAACAGACAUCUCAGUUAAACACACACGUUGCUGUUGGUUCCUCCUUAUUUUAGUCCCUUUAUUUUACUCUCUUUAAGAUGGACAGUCAGUGCCAAUCCUAGAAGUGUCCAUCUUAGAGAACGUUGACUGUAAUCAAUUCAAAGCGCCAAAGCCUUCCAUAGGUGAUCUGAUCAUGUUAUGUGGUCUGAUCUCCAAUCAAUGUAGAUUUUCGUUUAUUGUGUUGUUUAAUUUGUGAAGUCCAAUGUUUGCUGUGUAUACUUCAUGAUAGGGAAUAAUAAUUACACAAGAAACAUUAAAUGACAUUACACAAUACAAAGUGCACCUCUGGCGCUUAUUUUCUGCCUUACUGCCACCGCACUGGCCAUGAAUGGUCACCUACCUGCUAAAAUUUAGGGAGAACACUGGCCAGGAUGCAAAGAAAGUGACCUUUACAGUUUGCCAUUCAGGCAAGCUGCAGCUAGCAUAUACUAGCCUAAGGGUCAUUUUAAUUAGCCUGAAAAAUAAAUUUUGAUAAGCAGGAUUGAUUACAGUUUUUCUGUAAUAUGAGUUUCGUAGAAAAAUUCAUUUGCUUGUCGUACAAGUUAAGAACACUAGCCCAACAGCAAGUCCCAGGCUAUCAGACUUGACUUUCUUUGUAUGCUGACAUAAACAUUUGUGUUUAACCUCAUCCUGCUGUCUUCAACUCCUGUAAGUUUCUGUGAAAUUUCAGUACUUUGGGUUGUUACUUACUGGAGUGAAAUCCAGUCUGAGUGGCAAAAUUUCCAUGUUGCUGGGAAAUUCUAGGUGGAACAUACUCACUUUUUGCAGAUUGUUGAUUACUCUUUUCAUUCUUAGUUACCAAGUCAACUCAAGAACCUGAAACUUGUACCAGGAUCACCAUGUGAUGAUCUGAAAGGAUAUUGUGAUGUGUUUGCUGUUUGUCGCCGGGUAGACAUGGCUGGCCCUUUAGCACGACUGAAACAACAGUUUUUUACUGUUGAAGGUUGGUAAAAUAUGCAGGGUUUUCGUUAAGAAUUCUAGUAGCAGGAGAAAGGUGUAACGUUACCGGAGAAAUAUAAUUUUGUGAAUGCUUGAAUGAAAAAUAGUCACAGGCUAUCGCACAUUAGCCGGAGAAUUCUGUGUAGUAAACAGAGAAUUCUCCAAUCUCCCAUGCCUACUUAACACCCUGACAUAAUAUGAUUUUGUGUUUGGUCAUUUUACUCAUUUUUUUUCCAAUUUUAAGAGGAAUUAUGUCACCUAUUUUGUUUGGUUCUUCAAUUUACCUUCUUGUACCAGGGUUUAGCCAUGCUAAGUUCCUGAAACUUGUAAGGCUUUAAGGACACCUCAUGCAUGAGGAAACAGCUUAGCUUCACAGUGGCAGUUCAUGAGAUUUUUGCCUCUAAGUGCUCUGAAAAAAGUAUAUAAAUAUAUAUAAAUGCCAUUACCUGUGGCUUAUAAGCUCCCUACUAAUAAGCCCCCCCAGCGAAAGGCUCAUCUACCUCCCUUUGAGUCCCAAGAGUGACCAGCAUCAAUUUUCUCAUAACAAUACCAAUACAUAAUCAGCACAAAUGGUCAUGUGAAAUAAUAAAAUGAUCACCAAGUAAAAAUGUUUUGAUCAUUAAUCUAAUUGUCUCAACUAAUUCUUAAGGAAAUGUAUGGAGAACAGUCUGGAGAAUUUUAGCCUGGGACCAGGCUUCACAGUGGGGGAAAAAGGCAAACACCUCCCCAGACUACCUUCCGAUUCACUUCGUUUUUGCCCAUGCGGAUUUUUUUCUCCUUUUUCCCCCAAUGAGGAGCCUAGUCCCUGGCUAGGACAAUUUGUAUCUGGAUAUUGAGACUUAAGGUUAAACAAAAAAAUACAUAUGAUUAUAACCCCUUCCCUAAAAGCCCUAGGAUAUAUUUAAGCAAUAGACCACACUUUCUUUGGGUUUGCCGGCAUGAUAACCCACACAGGAUGUUAGGAGAACAAGAGAAAAGCUUGUAAUUGACUUGUAAAUCACGAGCCCAAGGCCACAACCGGUAAAUGCAGAACCUACUGCCAUCAGCACUGCUAUGGCUUAAUGUUUCAAAGCGUGUUUUUUUAUAAUUCCAGUUAUAAAUAAGUCCCUCCUUUUAAAGCCCUACUAAAACCCCUUAUGAAGAUAUAUAAGCCCAGCGCUUAUAAGCAGCAGGGUUCUUAUUAUAUUUUAAGUGCUGGUAGCUGGCUAAAAAACUGGCUACUUGGAGAUUUGAGCCAUCUACGUUUUGGGGAAAUAGGGUAAAGUGAGAGAGUGAAAGCCUGAAAUUGCCUACAGCAUGCUGUUACUAAACCGCCUACUUUUACAUCCUAGCUGUCUACUUAAAAACUUAAUGAGAACUCUGAGCGGAAAUCUACAGUAAUAAAUUAAAUAUGUAACUUUCAACAGGUCUGAAAGAAAUAGUAAAGAAGUAUUGGUGGGCCAUCAUGCUUGGUACCAUCGCCUUUGCCGUAAUUAUUGCCCUUCUGGUUAUCCUGUGUGCUCGCUACACACCAAGCAGCAACCCUCACAAGGAAGUCAAGAAACCUGCCAAGACACUCCCUGGACGCAAGAGAAGAUAUCCCCCUCAGCGUCCGAGUCAACAGGGAACUUUAGAAAUGCAACCUCGUGUAUGA
This is a messenger RNA of Porites evermanni, 8706 nucleotides long. Lineage: Eukaryota; Metazoa; Cnidaria; Anthozoa; Scleractinia; Poritidae. The record is from the annotation of a GenBank genome assembly.